AUGGCUCAAGGCGCAAUCAAAAAGAGCGCGGCACAGGCGAAGAAGGGUCAGAAAUCGGCCAGCACCACCCCCAAACGCGGGUCUCGAAUCAUCGCCCCUAAGAAAGCGAAGCUGAUCCAGAAGAAGAAGUUGAUGAAAAAACAUUCAGGCGGACUUUGCGCGGUGACGGAGGAGCGAUUGGGGGCGAAGGCGGGACAUCUGGAGCUGCUGCGGGUGGGAAAGAACGCGAAGAAGGGGGAGAAGAAGGGUCCAUUGACAGCGGAGAAGAAGUGA
This is a messenger RNA of Eremomyces bilateralis CBS 781.70, 273 nucleotides long. RefSeq lists its product as uncharacterized. Bases 1 to 273 code for a protein of 90 amino acids. The transcript has 3 exons. Lineage: Eukaryota; Fungi; Ascomycota; Dothideomycetes; Eremomycetales; Eremomycetaceae. The record is from RefSeq and is a predicted model, not a curated record.